UUCUUUUGUGUUGUGUGUAUGUGUUGAACUUUCAUUUACGUAUUUUCUGUAUACAAAUAUGCCACCUAAGUUUUUCAUCCCUCAAUCAGCUGAGCUACGUUAUUUUCAGUUACAUUGAUGUCAUGUAAUUGUAUAAAUUUGUAUGUAAAUUGAAGGUGAAUCAGCAUCGAUAAAGAAAAUAUGGAAAAAACCAAUCGUGAACUGGAGUCGCUGGUGAACUCGCAGAACCAGCAAAUCAAACGUUACGAAACACGUCUAAAAGAUGUUGUUGCUGCAUAUAAGGGACUGCUGAAAGAAAAGGAGGCCUUAGAAGCUAGUUUGUCAGCGCUUAAUGUACCCAAUGAGAAAUCGACUCUAAAUGAUCCCGAUAAGUCUGAGGCUUCUUCUUCGGAUGCACCGGAUCAAACUUCAUCAUCUGCAGACAAUGAACUCAAAGUUCAAAUAGGAACGCUAAUGAAUUCACUGGCCACACUGUCAGCCGAAAAAUCUCGCAUGGAAGCGUCAUUUCAGGCCGAUAAAAAGCAUAUGCGACAAGAGUUGCAGGCCAAAGACAAAGCAAUCAAGGAUCUGAAUGAGAAGGUGAAAGCGAUUUCAGUGCAGCAUGGAACUGACUUGGAAAAGGCAAAAUCCAAAUUGAUUGUCGAGCGUCACGAACGCGAGAAGGAAGUGAAUGACCAUAUGCUUAUGGUGAGGGAAUUGCAGAAAUUAUUGUCUGAUGAGAGGCAUUUGAAAGAUAAUUUAGACAUGCAGUUGAAUGAUUUGAAAAUGCAAUUCUCUAAGAGCGAUUUCAGUGACGGUAAAGUGAAAGAAUUGACCAUGGAAUUGGAGCAGGCGAAAAGGAAACUGAAGGAAAUGAAAAAUCUGCUGAGAAACCAAAAUUCUGCUGCAAAUUCGGACAACUUGGGUAAUGUGAAGCAAAUGCAGAGUGAGGUGCAGUCGAUGAAGCAACAGCACAUGGUACAUCUGAAGAACGAACAGAGACGUGCUAAUCUUGCUGAAGAAGUUAACAGAAAAAUGUCUGCAGUUCACGAAGAGAAAGUAGCUUUAUUGGAAGAACGCCUGGCCGAACUAUCAUCAACAGUUGGUUCGUACGACCGACUGAGACAAAUCGAUCAAGAGAACAUUUUCAAGUUAAAGGAAAAAAUCGCUCAGUUUGAACUUAACAACGUCCGAGACGAUGACGACAAUGAUCGUACCACCACCAAAAAUCCAAUUAGAGAACUCAAUGUCGAGCUGUUGAUGGAGGAGAUGCUUCAUUUGAAAAAGGUUUUGUUAGUCGAAAAUGCUAAGCUGGAAUGUCCUCAGGAUUUGUCGAAAAUAUUUUCGAAUGCCGACGAUCACACUGAAUGCAUGGAUGAGCAUAGGAAAAUCGUUGACGCAUACGCCUGUUGCAAAAGGGAAUUAGAAACAGCACUCAGCACAUCGCUCGUCGAACGGAACCAUAUAAAAACUCUGCAGGAUAAAAUCCAAGUGUUGAACCGAAACAUUGACGAACAAGAGGAGGAACUGAAACGUAAAGCAACUGAGUACGCGAAUGAAAUCCGAUCGGAGAGAAAGAAAUGGAAGGAAACGAAUUCGCUGGCCGAAAUGGACUAUCGGGGAAAGUUGGCUCAAUUGGAACAACAGUUGCAAAAACAGCGGGAACGCUCUCUGGUGCUAUUAGAAGAAAAGGAGCAAGAAAUCAAAGCUCUGAAGACAUCGUUUGAAGUUCUAAUCCCAAGCAUUACAAACGUUCAUGCCAUCGGCACCGAUGACACAGAAAAUGGUAUUUCCGAGAAGCUGCCCGCUAAAUACAAUUCGUCCCACUUAAAUUCCAUCUUAAGUACACCAUCCGGAUCAGCAACCAAUCAUUCCAGCGAAUAUCACAUGCUGCACUAUGUGCACGAGUUGUCCAGAAAAGAGGUGGAGAUAACGUCGUUGAGGAAAGCCAAACAUUUAGCGGAAUCGUCGCUGAGACAGGCGUUACAAGAUAAAGUAACACAACAGCAGGACCUACACGAUCGGAUUAUGAAUUUGGAAGAGAACAUUGAUCGCCUGGAGCGGUGCAAGUCAAGGGAAGGUGCCAAUUUAGAGUAUUUGAAGAAUGUGUUUCUCAGCUUCUUGGUAUCGAAUGACAUAGAGAGUCGUAGGCAUAUGGUGAAUGCAAUCGGAGCAGUAUUAAAGUUUAGUCCAACAGAAGUGCAAACCAUCAACAACUACUUCAGCAAAAGGGAUAAAAAAUAGCAUUCGAGGACAGCAGCUCGUUAAGUUUUUCUACUUUUAUUGGGCUAUUGGCUAUUGUGUGUUGUUGUUCAUGUAAAGUUAAAUUGUCUAAUAAAAAUUACGGUUCGUUUGAUGG
Bradysia coprophila is the source of this 2338-nucleotide messenger RNA. RefSeq names its product GRIP and coiled-coil domain containing 88 kDa (gene GCC88). Gene Ontology annotation, cellular component: Golgi apparatus. The record is from RefSeq and is a predicted model, not a curated record. NCBI's taxonomy places the organism in Eukaryota, Metazoa, Arthropoda, Insecta, Diptera, Sciaridae.